UGUGCUGCAGGACUGAGCCAUGGGGAAGGCGACACCAGGGAGUGUCUGUACUACAACGUCAACUUUGAGAUUGAGAAGACCAAUCAGAGCGGAGUGGAGCGAUGCGAGGACGAGAAGGACAAGCGCUCGCACUGCUACGCCUCCUGGAGGAACAACUCGGGCUCCAUCGAGCUGGUGAAGAAGGGCUGCUGGCUGGACGACUUCAACUGCUACGACAGACAGGAGUGUGUGGCGACGGAGGAGAGUCCUCAGGUCUUCUUCUGCUGCUGCGAAGGAAACUUCUGCAACGAGAGGUUCACACACCUGCCCGACGCCACGGGACCACCUCCGCCCCCCAGCGUCGGCGUGUUAAACGUGAUGAUUUACUGCCUGCUGCCCGUCACCAUGCUGUCAGUCACUCUGCUCACCGCCGUCUGGAUGUACCGACACCGGAAACCUCCGUACGGACACGUGGACAUCACUGAGGAUCCUGCUCCUCCUCCUGCCUCCCCCCUGCUGGGUCUCAAGCCCCUGCAGUUGCUGGAGGUGAAGGCCAGGGGGCGCUUCGGCUGCGUCUGGAAAGGCCAGAUGAUGAAUGAGUACGUGGCCGUCAAGAUCUUCCCCAUCCAGAAUAAGGAGUCGUGGCAGAACGAGAGAGACGUGUUCACUACACCAGGUAUGAGGCAUGAAAACAUCCUGAGGUACAUCGGCGCAGAGAAACGAGGGAGUCACCUGGAGGCCGAGCUGUGGCUCAUCAGCGAGUUCCACGAGAGGGGUUCUCUGUCGGACUUCCUGAAGGGGAACGUGGUCAGCUGGUCGGAGCUGUGUCACAUAGCCGAGUCGAUGGCGUGCGGCCUGGCCUACCUUCACGAAGACAUCCCCCGACAGAAAGGCGAGGGACCCAAACCAGCCAUCGCUCACAGGGAUUUUAAGAGUAAGAACAUCAUGUUACGUUCAGACCUCACAGCAGUGAUCGGUGACUUUGGUCUCGCCGUUCUCUUUGAGCCGGGGAAACCACCUGGAGAGACACAUGGACAGGUAGGGACCAGGCGUUACAUGGCUCCAGAGGUUUUAGAAGGAGCCAUCAACUUCCAGCGAGACGCCUUCCUCCGAAUCGACAUGUACGCCAUGGGGCUGGUGCUGUGGGAGCUGGUGUCCCGCUGCAAGGCUGUUGACGGUCCGGUGGAUGAGUACAUGCUGCCAUUUGAGGAGGAGGUCGGUCAGCACCCGUCACUGGAGGACCUGCAGGAGGUCGUCGUCCACAAGAAGAUGAGACCGGCCUUCAAAGACCUCUGGCUCAAACACAGCGGUCUGGCUCAGAUCUGUGAGACGGUGGACGAGUGCUGGGACCAUGACGCCGAGGCUCGUCUGUCGGCCGGCUGCGUGGAGGAGAGGAUCUCCCAGGUGCGCCGCCUCAACGCCACCAUCACCCCGCCUACCUCCGACCACCACGCCUUGCUGGUCUCCACGGUCGCUCCUGUUCCCAUGGUAACCAAUGUGGACCUGCCGCCCAAAGAGUCCAGUAUAUGA
Molecule: messenger RNA, 1509 nt
Organism: Seriola dumerili (greater amberjack)
Lineage: Eukaryota; Metazoa; Chordata; Actinopteri; Carangiformes; Carangidae
Gene: acvr2ba
Product: activin receptor type-2B-like
Exons: 10
Biological process (GO): cellular response to growth factor stimulus; protein phosphorylation; activin receptor signaling pathway
Cellular component (GO): activin receptor complex; plasma membrane
Molecular function (GO): activin binding; activin receptor activity; ATP binding
Source: RefSeq, a predicted model, not a curated record